This is a messenger RNA of Andrographis paniculata, 1079 nucleotides long. RefSeq lists its product as uncharacterized. The transcript is spliced from 6 exons. Gene Ontology annotation, molecular function: RNA binding; translation initiation factor activity. The coding region runs from base 249 to 839 and encodes 196 amino acids. NCBI's taxonomy places the organism in Eukaryota, Viridiplantae, Streptophyta, Magnoliopsida, Lamiales, Acanthaceae. Gene Ontology annotation, cellular component: nucleus. Gene Ontology annotation, biological process: translational initiation. The record is from RefSeq and is a predicted model, not a curated record.
UCCAAUUUGUUUUGCCUCUCCCCUCGCCGUCGUCGUCUUCCCUCUCCCUCUCCAUCGUCGUCCUUCGUCUGGUGAAGUAGCCGUCUGCCGUUGGUCUUGUCCCCAUCGUCCUCAUCCUCGUUGUCUGCCGAAAUCAUCUUCAUCUUCCUCGACUUCGUCUUCCAGUCCCCAUCUUCGUCCUCUUCCGUAAAAAAUAUUGAUUAAUCAUUGUUUUGGGGGAAGGAGAUGUUGUUAAGGAAUACUCUCAUAUGACUACGCCUCGUAUCAGAUUUCACAAGAAAGAUGAUCUAACACACAACCACGAAGACAUCAAAUUUAAGCUAUUACAAGUCAUGAGAGGAGGAAGAAAGAAUCUCAAGAGGGCGGUGGCUGAAGAAUUGACUGCUCUUCAACAUGGUGAAAGCAUAAUGCAGGUUGUGGAUCUAAGGGGAUCUAAUCUUAUUGAGGUGAUGGACACAAAAGGGGAUAAAUUAAUUGCUAUCUUUCCAGCCAAAUUUCAGAAAAGUAUGUGGAUCAAACGAGGGAACUUUGUAGUUGUUGAUGAAAGCGGGAGAGAGGAAGCGGUUGAAUCUGGUAGGAAAGUCGCUGGCAUCGUUACACAAGUCCUUUAUCAUGAUCAAGUUCGUUUGCUUCAAAAAUCAUCUGAAUGGCCCGAGAUCUUCAAAUCCACGCCAGGAGAGAACUCAAUGCAAUGCUUAGAUUCUGAUACUCUUCGACAAGAAGAUGAAGAAAAUUGUAGCAGUGACGAUGAAUUGCCGCCAUUGGAAGCCAAUACGAACCGACUAAAUCCUCUCCAUCACCAUGUUGAGUCUGAGUCGGAUUCAGAGGAAGACGCAUAGGCCUUGCAUUGUUGAAAAGAUAGGCUACUUUGUGUCAGGAUAUGUAUUGAGAUAAGAACAGAGAUGACUAAGAACAAAUUAAUGGGAACAACGGCUCAGAUUUGCAGCAGUGGAAGAAAGUUACUGCAAUACUUCAUUUCUGAAUAUUUUGAUUAAAUAUUGGGAAUUGGCGGACAGAAUGCACAAGCUAUAUACAGAGUCACAAAAAAAAAUUAGAUGCUAUAGAAUAUACAAGAAGAA